CGACCGCCGUCGCCGCUCGUCUGGCGCAGCGUGCUCUUCUUCGUCGCGCUGCACCUGCUCUCCGUGCUGGGGCUGAUCCGCGCGCUGACGGCCGCCCACUGGCUGACGUCGCUGUUCGGCAUCGCCUGCUACGCCAUCGGCGGCAUGGGCGUCACCGCCGGCGCGCAUCGACUCUGGUCGCACCGCUCCUACAGCGCGCGGCUGCCGCUGCGCGUUCUGCUCAUGCUCAUGUACACAAUGGCCGGCCAGAACCACAUCUACGAGUGGGCGCGCGACCACCGGCUACACCACCGGCACUCAGAGACGGACGCCGACCCGCACAACGCCUCGCGCGGCUUCUUCUUCGCCCACUGCGGCUGGCUGGUGGUGCGCAAGCACCCGGAGGUGCGCCGCCAGGGCGCCAAGACCGACCUCUCCGAUCUGCUCGCCGACCCGGUGGUCAUGUUCCAGAAGCGCUACUACCUGCCGCUGGCGGUGCUCGUGUGCUUCGCGGUGCCGACCGUGGUGCCUUGGUACUUCUGGGGCGAGAGUCUCACCAACGCCUUCCUCAUCAGCGUGCUCAAGUACGUGAUGACGCUCCACUGCACGUGGCUGGUGAACAGCGCCGCGCACAUGUGGGGCAUGCACCCGUACGACCGCCAUAUCAGCCCGGCCGAGAACGCGGCCGUGGCGCUGUCCGCCUUCGGCGAGGGAUGGCACAACUACCACCACUCGUUCCCUUGGGACUACAAGACGGCCGAGCUGCCCGGCUACGGCGCCAACCUGACCACGGCCUUCAUCGACCUGUGCUCGCGGCUCGGCCUGGCGCACAGCCUCAAGAUCCCCGCCGACGUGGUGGAGCGGCGUGCCGCGCGCAACGGCGACGGCAGCUACAGGAAGCGGUAG
Messenger RNA from Pollicipes pollicipes, 885 nucleotides. RefSeq names its product stearoyl-CoA desaturase 5-like. Gene Ontology annotation, molecular function: iron ion binding; stearoyl-CoA 9-desaturase activity. Gene Ontology annotation, biological process: unsaturated fatty acid biosynthetic process. Gene Ontology annotation, cellular component: endoplasmic reticulum membrane. Lineage: Eukaryota; Metazoa; Arthropoda; Thecostraca; Pollicipedomorpha; Pollicipedidae. The record is from RefSeq and is a predicted model, not a curated record.